GUGGACUCCUUGUGGCCCGUCCGUGUCCCAGCCGCCCUUCGCUCCGCGGUCCCUUCGCUUCGGUCCUUUCCAGCCGGGCGAGCGCGCAGCGGGGGCGCGUCUUGGCCGCUCGCCCGGCCUCUGGGGCCGCCCCUGGCCGCCGACUCCGCCUCCCGAGCAGCUGGGCUGGCCUGCUUACCUUCUCCGCCCCUUCCCGGCUACAUCCGAGCCCGACCAGCGGGCCACCGAGAGCCGAAGCGGCGGGGCUGAGCGGUAGAAGCGCCCGACUGUUUGGCCAAGGACGCGCGCGCGCCAUGGAGAGCCUCGGGAAGCAACCCAGCGCGCCCGUCCGGCUGCGGAUCUUGCUCCGGCACCUGCUGCCCCACGCCGGAUUCACACCUUUUCCAACUUCAGCCCAGGUUGCUCCUGUGGCAUGCCCAACGCAGUUCCGUUACACCUUGGAUAAUGACGUCCUAACUCUAGCGCAAAGACGUUUCUAUGAGGACAAUGGAUAUCUCCUCAUCAAAAAUCUGGUGGCUGAUGAAGAUAUUGAGCGCUUCAGAGCGGAGUUUGUAAAGAUAUGCAGAAAGGAAGUGAAGGUGACUGGAAUAACCGUCAUGAAAGACAUCACUAUUGCCAAGUCUGAAACCAAUGAGAACAACGUUUCGAAAUUGCAGGAUUUCAUAGGGAGCGAAGAGCUCUUCCGAUACUGCACUUUACCUCAGAUCGUAAAAUACGUCGAAUGCUUCACGGGGCCCGACAUCAUGGCUAUGCACACCAUGCUGAUCAAUAAACCUCCCGAUACAGGCAAGAAAACCUCCCGUCAUCCUUUGCAUCAGGAUCUUCAUUACUUCCCCUUCCGGCCAGCCGACCGAAUUGUUUGUGCCUGGACCGCAAUGCAAAAGGUGGACCGGUCAAACGGAUGCUUGGUUGUGCUGCCUGGGAGCCACAAGGGCUGCCUGAAGGAGCACAAGUACCCGGAUUGGGAGGGCGGUGUGAACAAGAUGUACCACGGGAUCCACGACUAUGACGAGAGUCUUCCCAGAGUCCACCUCCCCAUGGAGAAAGGAGACACCGUCUUCUUCCACCCCUUGAUCAUUCACGGCUCCGGAAGAAACAGGACGGAAGGAUUUCGGAAGGCUAUUUCUUGCCAUUAUGCCAGUAGUGACUGCUACUACAUUGAUGUCAAAGGGACCACCCAGGAAAUCAUAGAGAAGGAAGUGGAAGAGAUUGCAAGGCAGAAGUAUAAUUUGGCUGAUUCAUCAGUGGAUUUAAAACUCGCUUCUAUAGUACGGUCUCGACUUGUUAAAGGAGAGAAAAAAAAUCUUUAAAGCACCGUUGAGAUCCAUUCUCCAAUCAGCGAAGGAACCCUGGAGAAUUCAGCAUUUAUUUUUUCUUACUUUUUGGGGGGGAAGGGCUGUGUAAUAAUCUCGAAGCAUUUUGAAGGCUAUCUGCAUCUGGGAAUCAAUUCAAGGCUGCAAUUCUAGGCACAUAAAUUGUUAGUUACAAAGAAUACAGUGAAAUUUAUUUCUGAAUUUUUUAAAAAAAGGAAUGGUUAGAAUUUAAGCUGCAAUUCUAUACAAAUUUUUACUUAGAUUGAGCCUUUGUCGAUUAGAUUCUAAGAAUUUAAACUGAUGUCCUAGUCUUGUUUAACGAUAAGAAACCUUAUCAAGCUGAGCUCAGAUGGACUUUUAACUAUACGUGCAUAGAAUUAUAUUUUUAAUUUAACAACUGUAACUGAUCUAUUUAAGUAAUUUAAAUACAUUAUAUUUUUGCAGUAUUUGGAAAAACCUCAAUACUUCUUUAAACAGUGCCUCAUUUCUCAGAGCUAGAGCAAUUUUAGAUUUUUCUUCGAAGGAAAAUCUUUAUUUUAAUGGCAAGCAUUUCUUAUCAUAGUUUUUCACCAGAGUGCAGAGUUUUAGAUAGUUAACUUGGUUUUUCUGGUUUUCAAAAGUUGAAACGAGCUGUUUUAUUUGAGAAGAAUAUCAUGGACUGGAAAAGAUAGAAGAGGAAUCAAGCAAUGAUUGAAAGCAGAUUUCUAGUUUCUGCAUAUGAGCUUUUUUUUUACAUUAAAAGAAAAACAGCUAAAAGACGGCAUGAAAAAUGGAUUUGUUUUUUCCUCUUGAUCCUUUUCAGUUAAAGUUUCUGAAAUAUUUCUUCCUCUUCCUUGAAGAGGAGGAGCAAGGAAAAUCCUGUCCUAAGCAAUGAAGUGAUAUAAUUGUGAUGCCAAAAUAAAACAAUAAAGGACAACAAACAUGGUU
Ahaetulla prasina is the source of this 2240-nucleotide messenger RNA. RefSeq names its product phytanoyl-CoA 2-hydroxylase (gene PHYH). The coding region runs from base 294 to 1310 and encodes 338 amino acids. Lineage: Eukaryota; Metazoa; Chordata; Lepidosauria; Squamata; Colubridae. Gene Ontology annotation, molecular function: phytanoyl-CoA dioxygenase activity. The record is from RefSeq and is a predicted model, not a curated record. Gene Ontology annotation, biological process: fatty acid alpha-oxidation. The transcript has 9 exons.